GCGUCUCGGUAGCUAUUGACAACAGUGUGAUUCACUCAAAGUUUGCAUUUCGUCUUGCUAUAUUUUGUAGACAGCAAUACAUACCCUAUAUGCACGGAUAAAUAUACAGUUGUCCUUUAGGAUACGUUUGUUUACCGUCCACGAUGAUGCUGUUCAAUGCAUGGACUUUUGACAUGUAACGUUAACGUUCAACUUAGCCAGCUGCUAGCUGCUAACGUUAGCUCUUCCUAAUUUGCUUUGUAACGUUAGCUACUCUCUCCGACCGAGAAAGUUGUCAACACCCAAGCUCUAUGAUGGCUACUAGAGACAGCAGCCGCAUCAUGCUGCUGAAUGAAGAAGUGAGGAGUUUAUCUGAGGAGUUAGUGACAUGCCAGGCUGACAAGGAGUUUGUGUGGUCCCUAUGGAAACGCCUCCAAGUGGCCAAUCCGGACCUGACCCAGGCCGUCAGUCUAGUGGUCGAACGAGAGAAAUGGAAAGCUGAAGCCAAGGACCGCAAGGUGCUGGAGAUCCUGCAGGCCAAAGACUACAAGAUCCAGGAGCUGGACCAGAGAGUGACAGGGCAACAGCAGGAGAUCACCAACCUGGUCCAGAGGAAGAUGGCUGUGGACGAGGACAGAGGCCUAGUGAAGAAGGAGCUGGCAGCUCUGCGCCGCAAGCUGGGGAAUAAGAGUCAAGAACUUAAGGAUGUGAAGGAGGAGAGGAGGAGGAGAGAAGAGGCCCUGGAGGAGGAGAAGGAGGAAUUAGAGUCCUGCUGCUCUGCCCUGCGAUGUGACCUGGAGCAGGCACAGAGGCAGGAGAGGAGGCACGGAGAGGAGAGAGACGCCGCGGACGCCAAAGUCAAGGAGAUGGAGGGUGAUCUGAGCGAUGCCCAGCGGCAGGUGGCAGACCUUCAGGCCCAGUGCAGCAGCCUGGCAGACCUCCUCUCCUCCAGGCAGAAGGAGGUGGCACAGAGGGACCAACACGUCACCCAACUCGGGCGUGAGCUGCAGGAGGUGCAGGCCCUGUACAGACAGAGUAGUGAACAUGCAGCAGAGCAGGCCCAGCUCAUCCAGCAGCUAGAGGGACUCAACCUGGACACACAGAGCGUCUUACGCAACCAGGAAGAGGCUCACACUGCAGACACCACCUCUUAUCAGAAGCUCUACAACGAGCUGAGCAUAUGUUACCUGGCGCUCAAAUCCAACGAGGGCCGGCUGUGCCAGAGUCACGUCGCCCUGACAACCCAGCUGGGCCAGAAGGAACAGCAGAUUGUGCAGCUCCAAGGCCAGCUACAGCAACAACAACAACAGCAGACACACAACCAGCAGCAGCUUCCACAGACCAUGGCCCCAGCCGGUCCCCCAGCCAGGCAGACCAACUCUAAACACUUUGAGGUGAGCUGUCGGAGGUUUGAGCUAGAG
Molecule: messenger RNA, 1400 nt
Organism: Salvelinus namaycush (lake trout)
Lineage: Eukaryota; Metazoa; Chordata; Actinopteri; Salmoniformes; Salmonidae
Product: centlein-like
Exons: 9
Biological process (GO): protein localization to organelle; centriole-centriole cohesion
Cellular component (GO): centriole; centrosome
Source: RefSeq, a predicted model, not a curated record